UUAACCAUUAACCUAUUUAAUUAUAAUAUUUACACUUUUUUUUUUUCAAAAAUUUUAAUUUAUCGGAAGAGAAAAGCCCCAAAGCCUUGGUCACCUCAAUUUCCAUCCUCCCAUACUCUUGUUUCUCCCAGUUUCUGAAAUAUUAACUGGAGACCAUAGCAGAUUCCGAGCACGAACACGCCAUUGGACUCGGCCCAUUCAAUGAAGCCGUCAGGGAAGCUCCGGGAGCCAGGAGUGUGUACGGAAUGAGGACCGCCGGAUAGGAUGACGACUCGAGGCUUGUAGUCAGCAAUGGUCUUGAGAGAGCUGGUUCCGGAAAGGCAAAGGGAGGAAACAUCGAGAAAUCGGAUACGACGAGUGAUGAGAUGGGUAUACUGGGAACCGUAGUCGAGUAUCAAAACCCUGUCUGAUUCCACACUUUUGGGGUCGAUGGCCAUGGCUGGAGGCUAAAGAAAUUCGACUGUGGACCCAAUGUAAUCAAUCAUCUUGUUGACGGUGCUGUGAAGGUUUUUCCUAUUUUGAUUAUUCGUUGCCAGUACACAUAGACAAUUCGAUGAUGAUGGAACAAUUGUGUGCGGCUAAAAAAAUAUCAGAAAACUUGUUAUUAUCAUAGUCUGCAGUACCCUCUUCACUCUUGGAAAACUCGGUGUUUAGAUGGUCUUAUGUAUCAGCUUCAUCAUCGAAUUGUGACAGUUGAUUCCUUAUUCAGUUUGAUAUGGUUGCAGAUUGUUCCGACCACCAUUUUCUUGACACCGGUGCAGGGUUCACAUUGUCACAGGCCAAAAGAAGUUGGUUAAAGAAGGUUCAUCAAGAAUGGAGCAUACUAGAGAAAAAUCUCCCUGGGAGGUGAAAGGAGAUUGCUAUGUUGUUAGAAGUGGAGACUUUGAGGUCUUUGCAACCCAGGUAUCAUUUCAUGCUCGAAUAAUACUUUAUUGUCUUUCCCCAAUUCAGACAUUUUGUUGAGUGGAUGUAAUUGCAUGAAAUGUUUUUUGGCUAAUUCUUGCUCUUGAUAUUAUCAUACUACUCUGAAAAGUUCGUUCCUUUAUGAUUGAAAAAAUAAAUACUCAGCAUAUCAUCCUUGUUGUUGAUAUUAAGAGUUGUAUCUUUAUUAUAGAUUGCAAUGGAAAAAUGGUAUUGUGUUCUCAUUUUUAGACCUAUUCUUUUUGUAACAAAUUGGAGUAAAUGUAUGAAUGCAAGUUGUAUGAUUUGUAGUAAUCUAUACAAUGAAUAGGGGUUUAAGUUUGCGAUAACGAAAAAAUUAUUUGUAAUGAAAACUUUAUAAAAUAAUAACUAAUAACUUAUUCCAUAUAUGAGGAGAAAAAGAGAAAUUGACAAAUAAAAAUAAAGAGCUCAGAAUAAUAGUAGUUUCUGAAAGUACUCACUAACUAUGCUGUAGAACAAUAUAAGUAAAAGAAAAGCAUUAAUAAAAUGAUAAAAAUUAGAACGCUCCCCAUCCAAACGUCCAAAACACAUCUGCUUAAAUUAUUUUUCUCUUGGUAGCCUUAUCAUGACUUCUCUCUUCGUUAGAAUCAUCCUACAAAAAAAAAAAAAAAGACAAUAUAUUAACUGAAUAAAAAUAUUAACCAAAACCAAGGAAAGAUAAAUUUCCCCAAUAUAUAAAUUAGAUUACAUACCCCACUUUCAUAAUAAUUAGACUCAAGAGUUGUAUUAAGCUUAGUCUUUUUAUUUUCAGUAGAUGGAGUCUUGAUAGAAAGAUCACCACAAGUUGUGUUUGAGCUCUUUUCAAAUACUUCAUCGAUCCUUCCAAAUAAUCCAUCUACUUCCCCCAAAUCUUUUUUCAUUUUAGUAAACAAACUCUUUAAUUUUAAUUCUAACUUCAACUCAUGAAGUUCUCGUUCAACAUCUUUUUCCCUUCUCUCUUUUUCCCGCUGAAAACGAAUGAGUUCUUCAACAUCCUCUUUAAUUGAUGAUACAUUCUUCUCCAAUCGUUCGAUUGCUUGAAAAACAUACAUCUUCUCUUCUUGGUCAAAAUACAUCUGCAAUGUAAACUUUUUAUUCUAAAAAAAAUAAAAAUUUAGAAGAUAUAAUUGAGUCUGACAUGGUAGGUAAGGAAUUCCUUUCAAUAGAACAAGCUGAGAAGUUUUAUUUUUUAUAUGCUAAAUUAAUAGGCUUUAGUGUGAGAAAAAAAUUGAAAAGGAAAAACAAGAGUGGUGUUGUAAAUUGUAGAAGUUGGCUUUGUUCAAGUGAAGGCUUUAGAGAUGAAAAGUAUAAGCAUAUUGAAAAUCGAAAAAAGGAAGAACGUGAUGUGACAAGAGUGGGUUGUAGGGCUACCUUAAAAAUACUUUUGAACAAAAAAACCAAUACUUGGUUUGUUAAAUGUUUUAGGGUUCAUCAUACUCAUGCUCUAGCUAAGUCUCACGAAAAACCAUUUGUUAGAUCAAAUAGAAAACUAACUGAACCUGUGAGGGAAGUAGCAUUGUUGAUGAAAAGGGCUGGAAUAAUAACUUCUCACAUUUGGCAAUAUCUAGUAGAGAUAUAUGGAGGUUGGGAAAAGGUGGGAUGUAUAAAAGCUGAUUUAUAUAGAGGUUUGAGAAACAACUUUAGAAAUUGGGAUGAUUGUGAUACAACCACUGCCAUGGGUUAUCUUCAAUCAAAGAAAGGUCCGGAUGCAGACUUCUUUUACAACCAUGAUGUUGAUGAAGAAAAUAGGUUAACUAACUUAUUUUGGGCUGAUGGAUCAAUGAAAGUGGAUUAUGAAUUAUUUGGAGAUUGUCUAUGUUUUGAUGCAACCUACAAAACUAAUAGAUAUGGAAAACCAUUAGUAAUUCUACUUGGGUACAAUAACCACAACAGAACAUGUGUAUUUGGAUUCUGUCUUCUUCAAAAUGAGAAAUGGGAAAAUUAUAAAUGGCUUCUUAAGACAUUCUUAGAGUGUAUGGAGGGUAAGAUGCCAAAAACAGUGUUGACCGAUGGUUGUCUCUCUAUGAAAAAAGCACUGAAUAAGGUGAUGCCUGAAACAGUUCAUCGAAUAUGCUCAUGGCAUUUACUAAAAAAUGCAAUUUUUCAUAUACAUAAAACUGGAUUCACCAAAGAAUUUAAGAAAUUGAUCUUCAGGUAUUAUUCAAAUAGCGAAUGGGAAGAUAAUUGGAAGAAAUUGAAAGAUGCUUACAACCUAUCCAACAAUAUUUGGUUUAAUGAACAAUAUGCUAUGAGGCAUAAGUGGGCAGAUACAUUUUUGCGGGGUCAUUUUUUCGGUGGGCCAGGGCAACUGGAAUAUGCGAGUCUAUGAACGCAUUCAUCAAAAAGGAUUUAGAAAAAGGGCUACCAUUGUGGAUGUUCUUGAGGCAUUGCGACAAUGGCGUUGCUGCCUUACGUUAUAAUGAAAUGGCAGAAAAUUACAAGACGAAUAUGACUGAUCCAUGUCCAAAACUGACAAGCAUGCCAAACAUUGAAGAACAAGCAGCUUCAAUCUUUACAAGGAAAGUAUUCAACCUAGUCAAAGCUGAGAUAAAAAGGGGAGAUAAGUAUUCUUGCUCAAAGUCUGAGAUUUUACCUAAUUAUGAUUUAUUUCUAGUAUCAAAGUAUAUGAGUAAUCAUCCUAAGCGUAAGGUUUUUAUUUCUCAUGAUGAGGAAGACAUCAGAUGUGAUUGCUAUUGGUUUGAGACUAAAGGAAUACCAUGUAGACACAUUUUUGCAUCAUGAAGCACUCAAACAAAGGUAAUUUUCCAGGUUGCCUUAUCAAUUCUCGUUGGAUGAAAGAUGCAAAAGACAUUGAUCCUAAAUCAGUUGGUAAAGAGAGAAGAUGUCCACAUCCCAAUGCAGUACAAAAUACUAGGUAUGGUAGAAUCAACACCCAAACGAGUUUGGUAUCAUAUUAUGCUACCAAAUCUCAAAGAGCAUUCACCAAGGCUAUGAGUGUGAUGUCAACAUUAGUAGAAGACCUACAAAAUAUGACAAACAAUGAAGAUGAUGAUGAUGGAAAUGAAGAUUUUCGGGUUACAAUUCAAAUUGACGAUCCAAAAGUAGAAGCAAAUAAGGGUAGGCCAACGAAAUCGCAAUCCUCUCAAAGAUUGUUUGCUGAAAGUGGUAGUAAAAUGAAGGAGCUAAUUAAGCCUAGAUUAUGCAAAACAUGCAAAUGUGCUGGACAUAACUCAAGAAGUUGCCCAUAUAAGCAGGAUGAUGGAGAAGAAAGCUCAAAGGGACAAAAAAGUUGAAAGAGGUUCUUAAAUUUGGACUGGUUCUUAAUUUUUAUUUGAUAAUAAUCAUAUUGUUUGAAGUGUUUUCUUUUUUUUUUUUUUUUUUGAAUAUUAUAAUUUGGACGGAUACUAUUAUAUAUUAUAAGAUUGAUUAUGUUUUAAAUAUUACAGUAAUAUUUUCUUUUAUUCAAAAUAGAAAAAUAUCACUUUUUUUUUUUUAAAUUUCAGUAUAAUUCUAAAUUAUAUUAAAAAAAAGCUAGAAUCAUGAUAUCAACUCUAAAAUUUUUGUUUAAAAUAAGGAUUGCUUAAAUUUAUAGCUUUUAAUCAAGAGAAAUUUAGGCCAAAUGACAUUAAUUUGAUUUUAUUUGCAAUUUUGACUCCAAUUAUAUUAAUGUAUUUUAUACGGCUUUUUUUUCAAACUUUUAUUAAUAGGUAUACCAAUUGUUUGAUUAUACAUUUCACUAUUCAAUAAGCUUUAUUUCAUUUUCUUUCUAUGUCAGAACUUUUUUUUUUAUUUAUUUAAAUAUACAUCAAAACUUAUACGUAAUAUUCUAAACAACUGAAUUUUAAUUUUACAUAUAAACAAUUUUGUUGUCUUAAUACAUUAGAAAUUUUUUUAAUUUCUAAAGAAAGUGAUAUUUUUAAUGAUUGCCACGUUCUUCAAUUCAUUCAUGUGCAGCACUUGUGUGUUUCUAUUUUAUAGCUUACACACAACACAC
Messenger RNA from Cannabis sativa, 4876 nucleotides. RefSeq names its product protein FAR1-RELATED SEQUENCE 5-like. NCBI's taxonomy places the organism in Eukaryota, Viridiplantae, Streptophyta, Magnoliopsida, Rosales, Cannabaceae. The transcript is spliced from 7 exons. The record is from RefSeq and is a predicted model, not a curated record. Bases 2060 to 3250 code for a protein of 396 amino acids.